CGUCCCACCCGACCGUUUCUCGAGGAUGUGUGUGCGUGCGUAUAACUAGAAUCGUAGCGUAGCACUUCAACUGUUCGCCCGGUGCGUCAUCAUCAAAGCAACCUAUGCCACCUCUUUUAUCGGUGAACUAAAUCUCUCAACGCGGGCCUCUCCUGUGAGCCGUUUGAAAACAACCGUGGAGCAUGGAAAGAGGCUCCAUUUAGGGAACGUAGGGGAGAAAGAAAAUGCUGCGCAUUGAACGGGUGGCAACUAAAAUUUUGGAUUAGAACGGCUUUUCCGGGAAGCUGAACAGACUCAUCAAGGCGACGAUGGAUGGAACGCAGUGCUGUAUGCGGAUUUCGGGUGAAUUGUCGAGUUCAUUCGAAUCACGCAGGAGCCUUCUACAAGGUUAUGGUCUUUCCUGCAUGACGUUCAACGUGGCGCUAGAAGGUGUUAUUCGACGAGCGGUGGGCGAAAUGCGGGGAGCGAUUUUCAACAGAUCCAGUCAACUUAUCAGCUUUACCAAUGACAUUGAUAUAGUUGGCAGAUCAUCUGCAGCGGUGGAGGAGAUCUACCGCAAACUGAAACGCGAAGCAGGAAGGAUUGGGUUGAUGACUAAUACGUCAAAGACGAAGUACAUGCUGGCCUGUGGAUCCGAGACCGACCGAACCCGCUUGUCCAGCAAUAACAAGGUCACGAUCGACGGUGACGAGCUGGAGAUAGUCGAAGACUUUGUCUAUCUCGGCUCACUGGUGACCGCAGACAAUGAGACCAGCCGAGAGAUCCGGAGGAGAAUUAUCAGCGGAAGUCAUGGCUAUUAUGGACUCCACAAGCAACUGCGGUCGAGAAGACUUAGCCCUCGAACGAAGUGUAACCUGUAUAUGACGCUCAUUAGACCGGUCGUUCUCUACGGGCACGAGACAUGGAUAUUGCUCUAGGAGGACCUGCGUACACUCGGAGUAUUCGAGCGACGAGUGUUAAGAACCAUCUUUGGCGGCGUACAGGAGAAAAGAGUAUGGAGGCGAAGGAUGAACCACGAGCUCGCGUGACUCUACGGCGAACCCAGUAUCCAGAAGGUGGUGAAAGCUGGCCGGAUACGCUGGGCGGGAUAUGUUGCGAGAAUGCCGGACGACUGUCCUGUAAAACAGGUGUUCGCUACAAAUCCGGUAGGAACAAGACGAGCAGGGACGCAACGAGCGAGGUAGUGUGACCAAGUGGAGCGUGAUCUGGCGAACGUGGGGUGCCCGAGAAAUUGGAGAACGGUUGCCAUGGACCGAGUGAAUUU
Messenger RNA from Uranotaenia lowii, 1264 nucleotides. RefSeq lists its product as uncharacterized. NCBI's taxonomy places the organism in Eukaryota, Metazoa, Arthropoda, Insecta, Diptera, Culicidae. Bases 309 to 917 code for a protein of 202 amino acids. The record is from RefSeq and is a predicted model, not a curated record. The transcript has 2 exons.